AUGAGUGGAGAAAUUGAAGAACAGGCAUUGAAUGUCUUCAAGGAUUAUGCAAAAUGCGACUUGAUUCCUUACGAAUCUGUUGGAGAUGCUCUCCGGCAGACGACAAUUGUUGCUACUGAUACGCUUAUCAAUUCGUUUUUGAACAAGAUUCAUGGCGAUGAUGAAGAAAAGGACAUCGAUCCAGAGACAGAAACUUCAGUCAAAGAUGAAAGCGCGCCAAGUGAAGGCAUCUCAAGUACAUCCGUCGACAAAGCCUACAAUGCAAAGGGAAUCACUUUCGAAGAGUUCAUGGAGUUGAUCCUUUUUACGGCGGAUAAACAACCAACUGAGGAGCAGCUCUAUGCAGCGCUCAAGCCACUGGAAGAGCCAAAAGUUUACGAGUCUGGAGAAAUCGGUUAUCUCAUCAAAGGAGAGAAUCUUCGAGAGUUUCUUCAAGACUUUGGCGAUUUCCUGACCGAUGAAGAUAUCAAAGAUUUCAUGGACGAGUUCGACACAAUGAAGCAAGACGAAUUCUACAUCGACGACCUUGUCAUGGCUCUUAUGAAUCCCGACGUAUGA
Oikopleura dioica is the source of this 558-nucleotide messenger RNA. NCBI's taxonomy places the organism in Eukaryota, Metazoa, Chordata, Appendicularia, Copelata, Oikopleuridae. The record is from the annotation of a GenBank genome assembly.